Messenger RNA from Molossus molossus (Pallas's mastiff bat), 1791 nucleotides. It is a transcript of the gene TRIM65, whose product is annotated as tripartite motif containing 65. Gene Ontology annotation, biological process: positive regulation of autophagy. The transcript is spliced from 6 exons. The record is from RefSeq and is a predicted model, not a curated record. Gene Ontology annotation, molecular function: zinc ion binding; protein binding. NCBI's taxonomy places the organism in Eukaryota, Metazoa, Chordata, Mammalia, Chiroptera, Molossidae. The coding region runs from base 1 to 1557 and encodes 518 amino acids.
AUGGCCGAGCAGCUGCUGGAAGACAAGCUGACCUGCGCCAUCUGCUUGGCGCUCUACCGGGACCCGGUGACGCUGCCCUGCGGCCACAACUUCUGCGGGGCGUGCAUCCGGGACUGGUGGGGCCCCGGCGAGAAGGCGUGCCCCGAGUGCCGCGAGUCCUUCCCCGACGGCGCCGAGCUGCGCCGCAACGUGACGCUCAGCAGCGUGCUCGAGGUGGUGCGCGCCGAGCGCGGCCCGGCCGCGAGCCCCGCCCCGGCCGCCGGCCCGGACCCCGGCGCGCGCUGCCCCCAGCACGGGCGGCCGCUCGAGCUCUUCUGCCGCACCGAGGGCCGCUGCGUGUGCAGCGCGUGCGUCGUGAACGAGUGUGGCCUCCACGAGCGGGCGCUGCUGGACGUUGAGUGCCAGGCGCGCAAGGCCCAGCUGAGAGCCAUGCUGGAGGUCACCCGGCAGCAGACCACCCAAGCUGAGAGCCAACUACAGGAGCUGCAUCUUCGAAGCAGCCAGAUCCAGAGCUCAGCCUGCACCCUGGCUUCCGUGGUCUCUGGCAAAUUCAGCUGCCUGCUGCAGGCCCUGAAGAUGCGCCAGGUCAUGGCACUGAGGGACAUCGAGGUGGCCAAGAAACAGGCACUGGCACAGGCCCAGGAGGAGGAGCAGCGACUACAGGGCCACCUGGAGGCCACAGCUCGCUUUGACUGCAGGAUCCGGGACCUGGAGCAGUUGGAUGACCCAACCUUCCUCCAGGAAUCACAGCUCCUGGCGCCCCCCGGGCCUCUGGCGCCGCUGACUCCUCCACAGUGGGAUGCAGAUCAGCAGCUGGACGGCCUGAAGGAGUCUCUGAGCCAGCUUUGUGGCCUCCUCCUGGACAAGGGGGACCCUGGCGGGGCACCAGCUGAGGCUGCUGACUCGGGCUCCCUGGAGGCCCCAGGUGCCCUGGCAUUGGUCCCAAGCCCGGUUUGCCCGCUGAGGAGGAAACUUUGGCAGAAUUAUCGAAAUCUGACCUUCGACCCAGACAGCGCCAACCGCCACCUUUACCUGUCUCGGCAGGACCAGCAGGUAGAGCACCGUCCAAAGCCCCGGGGCCCAGCUAAGCCAGGCAGCUUCGAGCUCUGGCAGGUUCAGUGCACCCAGAGCUUCCGGUCUGGGCGCCACUACUGGGAGGUGCACACAUCUAACCACUCGGUGACGCUGGGCGUCGCCUACCCAGAACUGACGCGGCACAAGCUGGGACCCCACACAGACAACAUCAGCCAUGGGCCCAGCUCGUGGGGACUCUGUGUUCAGGAGGACAGUGCCCAGGCCUGGCACAAUGGGAAGGCCCAGCGCCUCCCAGGCGUGUCAGGGAAGCUCCUGGGCGUGGACUUGGACCUGGCGUCUGGUUGCCUGACCUUCUACAGCCUGGAGCCUGAGACCCAGCGGCUGCACACCUUCCAUGGCAUCUUCACCCGGCCCCUCUACCCUGUCUUCUGGCUCCUGGAGGGUAGGACCCUGACCCUGUGCCAUCGGCCUGAGGCCAGGCUCCCUUCAGGGCUCCAGGAAGAGGUCUCAGGGCUCAGCUGAGGAAGGCACAGGACGGAACUCUGGGCUGCGAAUAGGUGCCACCGUGCCUGUGUGCCCGAGAGCUGCCCCGGCCCCUGGCCUGGGGACCUGAGGCCACAGCUAUAAUGGGACCAGCUGCUGGCCAACAGACUGACUCAGGUCCAGGCCAGGCCUCUUGUGGGAGUGGGGAGGCCCCCCAGACUGGAGUUUACUUUUCCAGCCUUUGUUUUUUAUCCUCACUCGAGGACAUUUUUC